AUGACAGCUGCAUUUCGAAUAUUGGCAUAUGGUGUACCGACAGACGCUACUGAUGAGUACAUCAAAAUAGGAGAAUCAACUGCCAUAGAAAGUGUGAAAAGAUGUUGUCGUGCUGUUGUUGAAGUAUUUGGAGGACAAUACCUGCGAUCACCCAAUGCUAAUGAUGUUGUUAGACUUCUUCAUAUUAGUGAGCAACGUGGUUUUCCUGGUAUUGCUCCCCCUGCUCGUUAUGUCAUUCAAGGAAAAGAGUACAACAUGGGUUACUAUUUAGCUGAUGGACCUUCACGUUUUUGGCAGAAAAAUAUUUUGCAUGAUAUAAUGACUUCAUGUAUUAUUAUGCAUAAUAUGAUAAUUGAAGAUGAGCGCGAUAUGAAUACAUCAAUUGUUGAUCAAGGUGAAGUCUUGUCGGCUGCAGAUGUUGAUACAGCAGUAGAUGACAAUAUCUAA
Messenger RNA from Zingiber officinale, 447 nucleotides. RefSeq lists its product as uncharacterized. The transcript is spliced from 3 exons. Lineage: Eukaryota; Viridiplantae; Streptophyta; Magnoliopsida; Zingiberales; Zingiberaceae. The record is from RefSeq and is a predicted model, not a curated record. Bases 1 to 447 code for a protein of 148 amino acids.